CUGACAUCUAUUAGCGGGGCAUUAAUUUUCCGUUGUAUCGAGAUAGGUCUUUCUGACUGAGUGGCUGCGCACACACAGACCUUUAAUAAAUGGCUUGAAUUAGAGCGUUUUUUCACUUGCUCAUCAACGCUCCUUUGUCGCCGCUCUGCUUAUAUCAGCAAAAAGGCAGCACCGCGCUCUCAUUUUUGCCGUGCAUCCCUCACUGCUAUCAUUCUCUUGAGUUUGCUGCCACGGAUGUCUCUCGUCAACAUUACUCCAUCAAUUUACGCUUUUAUUUCCUUUUUUCCCAGUACUUGCAGACCAUGUAAGUCUAAAUGGAUAAGCAACUUUUUUUUUUUGUAACUUAGUCUUGAGUUUUUUGUCUCUCGAGGGCAGUGACGUUUUCCGUUUAUAGUCUGCGAUGAGAAACCUUUAAUGGCUGCGCGAGACAGUGCCAAAAUUAUAACUUGGCAUAAAUUUUCUUGUGAACUGCUCUCUGACUCCAUAUUAUUCACGCGAAUUAUUAUUAUUAUUAUUAUUAACUUUUUUCUUAGCGUUCAUCAUCAUCAUCCCCAUCACCAUCCAUGUAAAGCAGCUGUUGAACACUAAACAAAUUCCUGUGUCUUCUCCCCAACAGACUGUGCUACAGGAGUGGUCCAAGGCGCUUCACGAGGCCACCGAGGGACUCAUCUACCUCAGGUCGGCCACUAUAGUCCUCCCCUCCGAAUUGUCUGGCCGCUCGUGUACCCCACCCAAGUCCCCAGACCCACCGCCGCCCCCUACCCAGGCACCACACAUCUUGGUGGCGCCACCCCACCAAGUAUUCGGGGAGUCGCCCUGGACCCAGCAAAGUGAAGGCUGUGGCCGGAAGGGGGAUUUUAUCCAGCUAGGAGUCGGGUUUCUGGAAUCCGCAAAUACUUCAGCCCAUCACGCCACUCGGGCCGCCGGUGUGCUCUUGGGGGAGUGGGGCAAGUAUCGCUGGGGCUUAUUCUCUGAGACGGGUUACCCAGGUGACCAACUCUAUCUCCCGUGGUACCGUCAGGGCCUGCGUUGGACGGCCACUGUAUGUACUGACGUGAGGGGAGGGCUGCCCACCUGCCUCCCAGACCAUCCCCACCAUUGCAGCGGCCCCAUCAUGGCUCAUAAGAACGCCACCUCCUCGCUGCUCUCUCUUCCGCAUCUGCCGCAGGUGACCAAAUUCUGCAACAGCCGAAACCACAACCACGAGGCUCCGACGAAGCAGAACGCGCUGUGUGACGGACGCUCUGCCUGGGAGGUGAUGAGAGAACACAAGGACUUCAGAGACAGCGACCGGAGUCCCAGCCCCGCCCCGCCUCCGCCGCCGCAGCUUCACUUCAUCUCGCAGCCAACACAGAGGUUCGUCCUGCUGGUGGAGGACACUGCCGUCAUGAACGUUCAGCGUCGGUGGGAGUUCGUGCGUAAGGCGGUGCGUCGCGUGGUGGUGUACGACCUGCCCAACGGUGCCGAGGUGGCGGUGGUGGUCUUCAACUCCAAGGAUAAAGCAGCAGCACCACUCUCAACUGUAUUGGAAUCAACGACCUCAGACCUGCGGGAGCGUGUAGGGUCGUCACUACCCAGAAACCCGUCAAAAGUGAGGGAAAGUCAAGCCUGCAUCGCCUGCGGUAUCAAAGGAGCCGUGAAGGUUCUGAAAGAAGGAAAUGCUUCGCCGCAGGCUGCCAACAUCGUGCUUGUAACAAGCGGCGGGGACGGGCGGGAGAGUCAGGUGGAGCCGGUGCGGCACCUUGUGAACAAGUACGGCCUGAGGCUGCAGCUAGUCCUUUACCCCCUGGCGGAGCGGCCCGGCCUACCCGCCCCACCGCACGCCCUCGUCCCUGUCGCCAGGGAGUCAGGGGGCCGCGUCUUCACCGUGAUGGACGAGGGCGUCGGAAUUGACUCCAAGGUGAGCAUGCUGGUGUCCCUGAUGGAGGCUCUCACCGCCGCCGUGGCUGCCGGAGGAGCCGUCACGCCCGUGCUUAUCCAUAGCGCCACAUACCAGGGCGGCAUCGCCUCGCUCAGCACCGGAACCUUCUCCCUCGACGACUCUCUUGCCGCCAAUGCCCGCUUUGCUGUUUAUUACUAUGACCUGAACCACGUGGGCAACACUAUCCACCUCACCUCGCCCUCCGGUGCCACCUUCGCCUCGGUCAACAUGCAGGAGGAGGACGGUGAUGUCAACAUGAUAUUCGUCAACCUUCACAACGCUGAGCGGGGCGUGUGGCGCUACAAGGUGGAGAACCGCGCCGACUCCCACCAGGCGCUGCACAUCCAGGUGACGUCACUGCCCAGUGCCAGCAGCGACGUGCUGGUGAGAGUGUGGACCAAUCAGGACUCCCAGACCAUUAUCGACCUCGACGACCACCGACCCAUCAUCAUUUAUGGAGAAGUUAAGCUUGCCGGCGCGGCGGUGAUGGACGCUGCUGUGAUGGCGAAGCUGCAGCGCCUCGGCACCAACGCGACGGGCGGCACCUACCCGGAGAUCCACGUGCCACUGCUGGACCUGGGCACCGGCGACCCUGACAUUACUCGUGGGGACGGUGUGUACUCCCGCUACGCUCCCCCGCUGGACGGCCCCGCUCGCUACGCUGUCGAACUGUCUGUUGAUGCUGGGAGAGCCGUGCUUGCCCUGGCCCAGACCCACACCAGGGACCACGACGUGCGCCACCACCGACACGCCUACACCAAAGAGCUCGCCUUUGGGACGUACGACGAAGAAGUGUUGUGCUGUGGAAGCGUCGUGCCAUACGCCCACACCCGCGAGUCGCCGCCUUUCACCCGUCAGGUGACGGGGCCGACGCUGGACAUACGCCAGGAACAUGUGCUCAACCGAGACUUAAUCAAGCCGGCCAAAAUCAUGGACCUGGUGACCUGGGUGAAUCACUCGAGCGGCCGCGUGGUGCUGGAGUGGACGGCCGUGGGUGACGACAGAGACUGGGGCCGCGCCAGGUCCUAUGAGGGUUUCGUGGCGCCCAGCAAGUCCCAGGCAGCCACGAAGUGUACUGGGGAGAAAAUCCGCGGGCUGCCCACCCCGGCAGCAGCCACCCACAAGGAGAAAGUUGCCGUGGCCCUCAUCGUGCACGAGAAGAAGGUGCUGUGGGUGUGCAUGCGGGCAGUGGACAGGCUGGGAAACAAAGGCCCACCGAGCAACCCCGCCGCCCUGUGGCUGCCUCGUCCACCCUCCACUGACCAGGUCACCAUCAGGGCGCGAGGACCAGGUCUAGGCGGCUACGGCUCGGACGCCGGCAUGGUGGGAAGCGAGAAGGCAGCCGUGAUCAGUGGCUGUGUGGGCGGGCUUCUCUUGGUAGUGUUUCUUGUGGCCACGUACUGCUUCUGUCUGCCCUCCAGUCUUAAACGACGACUGAACAGACGCCGUCAGGCGCCGGAGGACGCUGAAAAAGCCGCCACCAGCAUGGUCAAUGGCGGAAGCGUUGUGGUGAAGUCGACAUCCCGCGGCAGUGUUCUAGUGAAUCCAGAUCCCGAGCCUUCCCACAAGGACACGACUGACCUGACGGGGACGCCUCCAGAAAAAAGAAAUCUCCCGAGCAGGUCUCCUGAGCCACAACUUCUUUGCGAAUCGAUGCGAAUUGAGCAAGUGUCUCCAUCUUCCCCCUCUCGACAAAAUGGAGAUGGAGAGGACCUCCAAGGAAUCAGAGGGCUGUCCAUGUCCAUUCCUGAUGUGACCAAGGUGGAACGAACCUCCCGGAUGGUAGACGACAAGCCCAGUCUCCCACAAGUCCCCGCCCCACAGUUCUAUACUCUUGGUCGUCAUACUCGUGCCACCAACCGAAGUCCUCUCCGCGGCCCCAAUGGCCACAUCUACGACCCCAGCGAACUGAGUCCCUACGAGCAGCAGCAGCAGCAGCAGCAGCAACAGCAGCAUAUUAGGUACUCGGUGGGCGCUACGCAGUACUUCGGCGUCGUCCGUCCACAUCAAAAGUCGGCGUCGCAAGAAACCUAUAGCGACGACGAUGCUCACUUCUCUGACCAGCUGUUGUGUGACGACCGGGGCGCUUCGCCACCACCCCCGGCCCCUGCUGACCACACGCACACAUACAACAUGCACAGGCACUCUGCUGCUCUGUUAUAGGAUGUCUUUCUGUGAAAUAUUUCCCAAUCACCAUACACUAAGACUGGAGGUGCUCAGUGUUAAGAAUUGGACGAUUUGUGUACACAUUUGGUGGAAGAUACACUUAAAAAAGCUUUGUUGGUGACGUCACUGCAAUAGACUUAUUAGGUGUGGAAUCUUUCAAUGCUGAAGUGUUUUAAUUCGGUAUAUGUGUAUCAUGACACCAGAGGCGAGGAACCACUUACGGUAGACAUUUGUCAUGUCAUAAGAAAAUGUCCUUCGUCAGUUGAUUCGCCAAGUGUACGUUACAAUGAGAUGCUGUGGAUGCGCUGAAGUGAUAUUUGCUCAAGCUGGCGGAGGCUGCCGCUCAGUCACCUGUGCAAGUGGGCUAUUCAUCCCUAACGUAUAGAUAUAUAAUUUUGGUGAAGAUCAUGAUUUAACAGUUUUUUUGUGGCAAAUUUUUAGUGAUAUAUUAUUGUAUUAAAUUCUUAUCCGAAAUUAGUGUCACCUAAAUAACAAUCUUGUCGAUAUUAUUUGCUGGUACUUUUUGUUCAUUAUUUUCUAUAGUUCUACCAUUAGACGGCGAAAAACAUUUGUUAUAUUAUUUUUAAUUAGCGUAAGUCAGCCCGAUAUCCACUAGCAUCCUCUAUACUUUCUCCUCCUUGCUUCUUGUCUCAGUUUUCCUUUUCCGCUCCGCCAACAACUUUAAAUUUAGUCCAUCAACACAUGGUUUACUUGAUUGUUACUUAGAAGUGGAUUCUACUGUUGAGUUACUUGCUGAUACACUUAUAUUAUCAGUCAAAAAAAUUUGCGACAAGAAUGUUUUGUACACUCUUAUUGCGGAUGGUAAUAUCACUGCACAUCAUCUUCCACUUCCCCAAACCUUCAUCUUGGCACUGGUUAAGUGAUAAAUGUUCAAAGGAAAAGUAGCAUGAAAUGAAAAGAAAUGUGUUUCUUGCAGAGGUGGAAGAAGAUAAUGCAAGAAUGGUUUAGCUGUGGAGAAGCUGAUACAUGUGCAGGUGUAUAUAAUAAUGAGGGUAAAGCAAAGGCUGAGGGUGGCCCAGUAUAAAAUGUAUGUAUAAUUAAGCUUAUAUUACCGGGCGAUGAUGUACCACUACUGUUAGUAGAGGCCGGUAUGUGGCCUCACGGCAGUCCACUCCCACAAUCACCGUCAUCCAGGAAGGCAGGAAAGGAAACCUAAGAUUUAUAUUAAAUUGCUAAGAACAGUUAAGAAGUGGUUUCUUGAGCAUCUCAUGAUACUCUGCACAAAGUAUAUUCCUAUAACAGUUAUGCGGACAUAUCAGUGUUAUACAUACAUAUCAGUAACCUUAGCUGUUCAGUGUAGCAUAUAUUUCCGUUGACUGUGUCAUUGUCGUCUUAGUUGUAAUUGUUUACGUUGAGCAUCACUGCAGACAGAGGCGGGGGUCCGCUGGCCAGGUGGCGUGGCCCGCGGCAGGUCAGGGCACGGGGAUGAUCUUGGUAGUAUUUAUUGUACUUGUAGUUUAAUGAAAGAUCUUUUUACACUCGAAUUUGUACACCUGUGAUGUAGAUUAUUCGGUGUUGUGCCGGCCCGCAGGGGUGCCUAGUGGCGCUGUCUGCCGGACGUCGGGUGUGGCGUAGUUUUAAGGACUCACUCCUGCAGUGGAUACAUUCAAAAGUCUCAUAUAUUAUUGAGAUGGAACCUAGUUCAUUACUGACCUUUUCCUUUGACUGUGGC
This is a messenger RNA of Eriocheir sinensis (Chinese mitten crab), 5780 nucleotides long. RefSeq names its product calcium-activated chloride channel regulator 2-like. The coding region runs from base 1115 to 4084 and encodes 989 amino acids. The record is from RefSeq and is a predicted model, not a curated record. Lineage: Eukaryota; Metazoa; Arthropoda; Malacostraca; Decapoda; Varunidae. The transcript has 14 exons.